This is a messenger RNA of Solea senegalensis (Senegalese sole), 1651 nucleotides long. RefSeq names its product glycerol-3-phosphate dehydrogenase 1c (gene gpd1c). NCBI's taxonomy places the organism in Eukaryota, Metazoa, Chordata, Actinopteri, Pleuronectiformes, Soleidae. The transcript is spliced from 8 exons. Gene Ontology annotation, molecular function: NAD binding; glycerol-3-phosphate dehydrogenase [NAD(P)+] activity; protein homodimerization activity. Gene Ontology annotation, cellular component: glycerol-3-phosphate dehydrogenase (FAD) complex; cytosol. The record is from RefSeq and is a predicted model, not a curated record. Gene Ontology annotation, biological process: carbohydrate metabolic process; glycerol-3-phosphate catabolic process. The coding region runs from base 293 to 1342 and encodes 349 amino acids.
UUUCUUUAUAUACUUUGCCAAAUAGAGAAUUACAGACAUGGGGAUGGAGAAGAGUGUUACGUAUGUCAGAACCGCCUGUGAUGCAUUGCUUUUAUGCUAUUUCAAGUUUUUCGUAAUAAAUAAAUAAAAUAAAUGAAUGAAUGAAUAGAUAAGGUGUGUGUCUGUGUGGCGAAGGGGAGGAGUGAAGCGAGAGGCAGUUUUCAGGGCGUAUGAGGAAGUUAUUGUUUGAGGGGGGAAAAUAAUAGAACAGUAAAUAUAGUCGAGCAGCAAAGUCUUCGCACCUCCACUGAAAAUGCCUGGCAAGAAAGUCUGCAUCGUUGGAUCUGGAAACUGGGGUUCCUCCAUUGCCAAAAUCAUCGGGCACAAUGUCAAAGGGUCCAACCGCUUCGACCCGAUGGUCAACAUGUGGGUGUAUGAGGAGAUGAUCAACGACAGGAAGCUCACAGAGAUCAUCAACACAGACCAUGAAAAUGUCAAAUACCUCCCAGGUCACAAGCUGCCCAAGAAUGUGAUCGCCGUCCCUGACGUCACGGAGGCCGUGAAAGGAGCGAAGAUCCUCAUCUUUGUCAUCCCGCACCAGUUCAUCGGCAACCUCUGUGACCAGAUGAAGCCUCACGUCACAGAGGGAGCCAUCGGGAUUUCACUCAUCAAAGGUGUCGAUGAGGGACCCAGUGGACUAAAGCUCAUCUCAGACAUCAUCCGAGAUAAACUGGAGAUUGACGUUAGCGUUCUGAUGGGAGCCAACAUCGCCAGUGAGGUGGCAGAUGAGAAGUUCUGUGAAACCACAGUUGGUGCAAAGAAUGAGGCAAAUGGCUACAUCUUCAAAGAGCUACUCCAGACUCCAAACUUCCGUAUCACUGUCGUGACAGAGAGCGACACGGUGGAGCUGUGUGGAGCGCUGAAGAACAUCGUGGCAGUCGGCGCUGGAUUCUGCGACGGCCUCGGCUUUGGCGACAACACCAAAGCGGCGGUGAUCCGGCUGGGUCUGAUGGAAAUGGUCGCCUUCGCCAAAAUGUUCUGCAAGGACAAAGUGAGCUCCUCCACGUUCCUGGAGAGCUGCGGCGUCGCCGACCUCAUCACCACCUGCUACGGAGGGCGCAACCGCAAAGUCGCGGAGGCUUUUGUCAGAACAUCUAAGUCUAUUGUUGAACUGGAGGCAGAGAUGCUCAACGGCCAGAAGCUGCAGGGUCCACAGACGUCAGCCGAGGUCUUCAAGAUCCUGCAAAAGAGGGACAUGGUCAACGAGUUUCCUUUGUUUUCAGCCGUCUACCAGAUCUGCUUCGAGGGCAAAGAGGUGAAAGAGUUCAUCACCUGUCUGCAGAAUCAUCCCGAGCACAUGUAAAACGAGACCCGGCCCGCAGACGCGCUCACUCCCUCAAGUAACACUUUACCGUCACCAGAGGGUGACACAACAAAAAAAAAAAUCGUAGAAACGCACAACACAGCAAAGUAAAUUCACUGAAUACCACUAUAUACACUUACAACUGUUUUUCUAUCAGUGGCAUUUCAGAGUGCAAUCUGUAUUUUCAUAGCUUAAAAAGCCAUUUCUGUUAUUGUUGUUUUUUUUUGCACUUUUGUUUAGCUUCUUGUGGAGGAAAAUAAUAAGAGAUAAGCUAUGGCAACUAUUUUAUACAUGAACAAGUCUCCAUUU